AGGCCCUCUCUCUCUGUGAGGACAGGCGUGGUGGAGAGAGCUGAGGUCCGAGAGAGGGGAGUGGUAAGCUGGGGCAGACGGCCCCCUCUCCUUUCCUCUCUCAUCCAGCUGCCUGUUUCCUGCCCGUCUUCAUCUAGCUCUCUGUGGGAUUCCUCCGCCUGGGUGGCCACCAUGCUCCCCUGGCUGCUGCUGGCCUGCGCCCUGCCCUGCGCGGCCGACCCCCUGCUGGCCGCCAUCGCCCGCGGGGACCUCCAGAAGGGCGGCCCCCAGCUCGUCUGCAGCCUGCCGGGCCCUCAGGGCCCCCCCGGACCCCCGGGAGUGCCGGGACCCUCGGGGACCGUGGGAAGAAUGGGCUUUCCCGGCAAAGACGGCCAGGACGGCCCCGACGGGGACCCCGGGGACAGCGGAGAGGAAGGUCCACCUGGCCGGACAGGUAACCGGGGGAAGCCAGGACCAAAGGGCAAAGCCGGGGCCAUCGGGCGGGCCGGCCCUCGAGGCCCCAAGGGGGUCAGCGGUGCCCCAGGGAAACACGGCACUCCUGGCAAGAAAGGGCCCAAGGGGACCAAGGGGGAACCAGGCCUCCCAGGCCCCUGCAGCUGUGGCAGGGGCCGGGCCAAGUCGGCUUUCUCGGUGGCGGUGACCAAGAGCUACCCACGGGAACGGCUGCCCAUCAAGUUUGACAAAAUCCUGAUGAACGAAGGGGGCCACUAUAACACGUCCAGUGGCAAGUUCGUCUGCAGUGUGCCGGGGAUCUACUAUUUCACGUACGACAUCACGCUGGCCAAUAAGCACCUGGCCAUUGGCCUUGUACACAACGGCCAGUACCGCAUCCGGACCUUCGACGCCAACACGGGCAACCACGAUGUGGCCUCGGGCUCUACCAUCCUGGCCCUCAAGCAGGGGGACGAGGUGUGGCUGCAGAUCUUCUACUCGGAGCAGAACGGGCUCUUCUACGAUCCCUACUGGACUGACAGCCUCUUCACCGGCUUCCUCAUUUACGCUGACCAGGAGGACCCCAACGAGGUGUAGACGGGCAGGGCAGACGGUGCCAUGCCUCUCGGAGGGAAGGAGUUUGUGGCCUGGUGCGCACAGAGCUAAAACCCCACAAUUGACUGUGGGACCGGGAGCAGGAACUUGGAGAUGCAAGCCAAUGCCCUCUACCUCUUUUUAUUUCCCACCAUUAAAUUCAAGCUUCGGGGCUGGAGCACAGCGGGGAGGGCAUUUGCCUUGCACGCGGCCGACCCGGGUUCGAUUCCCAGCAUCCCAUAGCACCCCCUGAGCACCACCAGGGGUGAUUCCUGAGUGCAGAGCCAGGAGUAACCCCUGUGCAUUGUCAGGUAUGACCCAAAAAUUUAAAAAAAUUAAAAUAGGCGCUAGAGUAAUAGCACAGUGGGUAGGGCAUUUGCCUUGCAUGCAGCCGACCCAGGUUCGAUUC
Sorex araneus (European shrew) is the source of this 1435-nucleotide messenger RNA. It is a transcript of the gene C1QTNF2, whose product is annotated as C1q and TNF related 2. The transcript has 3 exons. The record is from RefSeq and is a predicted model, not a curated record. Lineage: Eukaryota; Metazoa; Chordata; Mammalia; Eulipotyphla; Soricidae. Gene Ontology annotation, molecular function: protein binding. Bases 172 to 1029 code for a protein of 285 amino acids.